AUGAAGUUCAGUUCCUCCUUGAAGUUCAAUGCCGUAGCGGAGUGGUGGGACGAGUACAUUGCUUAUGAAGCGUUGAAGAAGCACGUCUACCAGCUCGAGAAGCAGAAGGCAGGCCUUCAGGAGUCUUACCACGACCUCGAGGCGAACGAGCGCAGCGCUCUCAUCGGCCGAGACAGCUCUGGCGCCGACACCGAUGCGUUCUUCGUCCCCCUGCUCGACCGCGAGCUGAAGAAGAUAUCCGUCUUCUAUGAGACGGAAGAGCAGCGCCUGUCGGACGACAUAACGGCACUGCAGCAGGAGAUUGCCCAGCACGAGGAGAACGGACCGUACGCGGGGCACCAUUACGUGGACGAGUCUGGGGAGGACGACGACGAGGACGACGACUUUGAGCUGCAAAGCCCGACGGCGACGUUGAAUCAGGACCAGACGCAGUCGCCCAGCCGAAGGAGACGGAGGCAUUCGCGGUCAGCGAGCAAUGCUCCGCCUUGGGCAGGAAACAGGCAGCCACUGGACCAGAUAUUCCCCAAGCUUAGCGACGACGAACAUGAGGACAUUGAAGCGAGCGUCGCCUCGCUCGAGCCCAAUGGCGGACCCUCUGGUACAGGAGUCGGACGGGGGAGCAGCAAGUCGCCUCUUGUUCGAGCUCGGGCUAUCGCGCGGACGCUGAAAGACAGCCUGAUUUCGACCACGAGCUCCAACUUGCCGGAGUCGGUGUGGACGGCGCGGAACAAUUACGCGCAGGACACGCAGCUGCUGUUCAAGCGCAAGAUCACGAACCUCUACGUUGUCGCGACAUCGCUCAAGUCAUACAUCGAGCUGAACUACUCUGGGUUCCGCAAGAUCCUGAAGAAGUAUGACAAGGUGACGGAGAGCAAUCUCCAGGACCGCUACCUCCACGACGUUGUCGAGCAGGCGGUGCCCUUCCAACAGGCCUCGAAAGACAAGCUGAACACGAAGAUCUCGCUCCUGAUCGACCUCUACGCGCACUGCGUGACACGCGGGGACUCGGUUGAGGCACGGCGGCAGCUGAAGCUCCACCAGCGCGAGCAUAUCGCCUGGGAGCGCAACACCGUGUGGCGACAGAUGAUCGGCCAGGCCAGGCGUGGGGAGGAUGGCGGGAUGAUCGCGAUGGGCGGCACGCUGAUUGUCGAACCUGAGAAGGGGUUGCUGAAUGUGCAGACGCCGGCGGGGCGGAUCAAGCUGACGUCGCAGAUGCUGUACUUCACGAUCGCGGUCGUAGUGUUCGGCGUGCUGCUGAACGUGGAGGUCGUAGAUGGAACGCAGGCAAACAGGUGCUUCGCGAUACUGGUGUUCGCGACGAUCCUGUGGGCGACGGAGGCUAUUCCGCUGUUUGUGACGUCUACGCUCGUGCCGUUGCUUCUCGUUGUCCUGCGAGUGAUUCGCGACGGGGAUAGACCUCUCUCCGCCCCCGAUGCAACCAAAUUCGUCUUCUCGAAGAUGUUCUCACCGACAAUCAUGCUCCUUAUAGGUGGCUUCACCAUCGCAUCGGCUAUUAGCAAGACGGCAAUUGACCGUGUCCUCAUUACACGAGUCUUGAGCAUCGCUGGCGAACGUCCGAGCACGGUGAUAUUGGCGUUCAUGGGGGUUGCCUGCUUUGCUAGCAUGUGGAUCAGUAACGUAGCAGCGCCCACUCUUUGUUUCACUCUUGUUCAGCCCAUUCUGCGAACACUACCACCCAAGUCGUCGUUUGCCCCUUGCUUGAUUAUCGGUAUCGCACUUGCAGCCAACAUCGGUGGUCAGAGCUCUCCCAUUUCCUCACCUCAGAACCUCAUCGCGAUCGGCCAAAUGGAGCCCCCAUUAGACUGGGGCUCCUGGUUCGCCGUCUCGCUUCCCGUCUCGGCCAUCUCCAUCGUGCUCAUCUGGCUCCUGCUGCUCGCCGCCUACCGCCCGGCGCGCUCGCCCACGGGCGACGGCGACAUCACGAUCAAGCCGAUCCGCCCCGCUCGCGAGCGGUUCAGUGCGAAGCAGUGGUGGGUCACGUUCGUGUGCCUGCUGACGAUCGCACUCUGGUGUGUUGCGCACUCGAUACAGGAGUACAUCGGGGACAUGGGCGUGAUCGCGAUCAUUCCGAUCGUCGCGUUCUUCUCGACGGGCGUGCUGAAGAAGGACGACUUUGAGCAGUUCCUGUGGUCGGUCGUGUUCAUCGCCAUGGGUGGUAUCGCCCUCGGACAGGGAGUGACGAACAGCGGCUUGCUCAACAUCAUCGGAGACGGCAUCAGGCAUUCGAUCUCGGGCAUGGAUCUGUACCCCGUCGUGCUUCUUUUGUCCGCUAUUGUUGUCGUCAUCUCAACAUUCAUAAGCCAUACAAUCGCCGCGGUGCUUCUCGUGCCCAUUGCGCAGGAAGUUGGCAAGAGCAUACCGGGGGGCGAUUACUCGAACCUCCUCAUCUUCAUCACCGGUCUCAUCUGCUCAACGGGAAUGGGAAUGCCUGUCUCAGGCUUCCCGAACCAGACUGCGGCGACACAAGUGGAUGAGAUGGGCCAGCUAUACCUUUCGAACGUCGACUUCCUGAAAGUCGGCGUUCCUGCAAGUCUCAUCGCAACCACGGUUGUCGCUACCGUUGGAUACCUGCUCAUGAGGGUGAUCGGUAUCUAA
Messenger RNA from Dichomitus squalens LYAD-421 SS1, 2616 nucleotides. Its product is annotated as Sodium/sulfate symporter. Bases 1 to 2616 code for a protein of 871 amino acids. The transcript has 11 exons. Gene Ontology annotation, molecular function: phosphate transmembrane transporter activity. Gene Ontology annotation, biological process: polyphosphate metabolic process; phosphate ion transport; monoatomic anion transmembrane transport. Lineage: Eukaryota; Fungi; Basidiomycota; Agaricomycetes; Polyporales; Polyporaceae. The record is from RefSeq and is a predicted model, not a curated record. Gene Ontology annotation, cellular component: membrane.